CGCAACUCGUAAGUUAGUGCGCCUUCGAGUGUGAUGUAUAAUCAAACAUCGAAAGUGCAAAAAGUGAAAAGUAUCGAUAGAAAAUAUAAUUCUUUUGCAUUGUGUACAGAAUUUUAAUGGAAUAAAAUGGAAGUCUCAAAUUAUGAAGUAGACGAAACAGCUACUACCAAUUUGAUCCUUGAAGAUGGAAAUUAUAUUGAAGAUGAUAUUGAAGAAGUCGCUCCUAAAAUAAAAAAUGUGAAAACUGUCUUUUCAAAAUUUUUGGAAGAAAAACCAGUGGUAGCUUAUAAAAAGCUAGUUGUUCCACAAUCAAUGAGAAGUAUUUAUUGGAAAUUCUUUGGUUUUCCUGCUAAUGAAAAAAGUGCCAUUCUAACAAGAGUAAAAAUUGUUUGUUUGCUCUGCAAGACUCAAAUUGCUUAUAAUAGAAAUACUAGUAAUUUAAGAAUGCAUUUACAAAAUAAGCACAGUAAAGAAUUAUAUGCUUUGGAAUCACAUACUCCACCUAAAAAGCAAAAUAUUUCUGCAGAGACCAAAGAAAAAAAAGCUCAAAAAAAAGCAUUAAAAGAGGCUCUGGCUUGUAGUAAAGAACAUUUGUAUACUUCUGAUGUGGCUGGUACAGUUCAAAUUAGUGAUAGCAAUAAUCAAAUUCAAUUUGUAUCAGAUCCUAAUAUAAGAUAUUCUGACUCUAUCGAAAAGAGUGUUGAAACUAAAAAUGUUUCAGGAAAGCAGAGAAAAUACAUUUUACAAAGAGAGGAUGCUAUUGAUAUUCCUGCAACUUUAGACAGUCCUAUAACUUUUGUUGUAACUCAAGAAAAUCAUCAGAGUCCUUUUCAAAAUACCAAAUCUGUUUCAGAUGCCAUUUUAGAAUUUUUAAUUAUAGAUUUACAAGUGCCAGAAAUUGUGCAGCAACAAGGGUUUCAAAGACUUAUAGCUACUUUGAAAUCCCCUUGUCAAAUUCCAGAUAAAAAUGCUUUGGAAGAAAAUAUUAUACCAAAAACAUAUUAUAGCUUUAAAGAAACAAUCUUACGAAACAUUUCUCUUAUAAGUAAUGAAGUAAGCAUUGCUAUAGAAGAAUGGACGUCCAAUAAUGGAGAGAACUUUUUUACAUUUUUAAUAUAUUAUCAAAACAAAAUUGAAGCAUGCUUAGACUCCAAAGUGCUAAGUACAUUACACAUUCCUAAAGACUAUGAUGUUGACCAAUGGAGAGAGACCAUUCAUGACUUUUUACAAGAGUGGAAUAUUCCAAACCAUAAAAUUACUGCAUUUGUUGUAUCAUCUGAUAGAAUUGAGUUGAUAAAUGCUUUGGAGUCUCUACAAAUAUCUGUUAUUCCUUGUUUACUUUAUUCUCUCCAAACUUGUGCUCAAGCUUGUUUUGAAACUUACAAUAUAGCUCCAGUUUUAUCCAAAUGUCGAAAUAUUAUUGGUGCAAUAGAUAGUUACUCAGAAAUGUCUACUUCUUUUCUUUCUCAAGAACAAUGUUAUGGGCUAGAAGAAACUGGUAUGACUAUAGAUUCUCCAGCUAUAUGGACAACAACAUAUUCUAUGUUGAAACAAAUUUUUUUACAUCGUGAAAUUCUUACUUCAUUUUUUACUAAAGCAGAUCAUCGUGUAAAUCUUUGCCAUCUUGAGUUAAGUGAAGAAGAAUGGCAGAUUAUUUCUGAUCUUUUAGAUGUACUUCAGCCUUUGCAAGUUACUUUAAUAACACUUAGUGAAGAAAAAAUGCCUUUAAUAUCAUUAUUGAAACCACUGUUAUGGCAGUUGGUUUCAACCCAUUUAAAAGUUAAAGAGGAAGAUAGCACAAUAUCUAAAUCUUUAAAAGAAUCAUUAAUAAAUAUGUUGUGUAAUAAAUAUGCUGAUCAGGAUGUCAGUUUAUUAUUACAAAUUUCAACUACUUUGGAUCCUAGAUUUAAGAAUGUACCUUAUGCAACAAAUGAAGAUAAAAAAAUCGUUGCAUUACCUAUCAAAGAAAUGCUUAUAAAAAUUAUUCAUGAUAAAGGAGAAAGUGAAAAUUUCACAGAUGAGCAACCAGAAAAAAAGCCUAGAUUGUCAAGGAUGGAAUUUUUACUUGGGGGCCUCAAUAAAGUUCAUAAGCAAGAUAUGUCAACUUCUGAAAAAGCUGACUUAGAGUUGGCACAGUAUGAGUCAGAACCAACAGCUCCAUUAGAUAGCUGUCCUAUACAAUGGUGGUAUAAGUCAUCUGUAAAAUGCCCAAAUCUCAGUAAUUUAGCUGGUAGAUAUAACUGCGUUCCAGUUUGUUGUGCUCCACCAUCCAGAAUACCAUUUGAUAUUCAAAUUGAUUAUCACAAGAAAAGGGCUGCUUUACCAACUCAUUUAAUAGACAAAAUGAUUUUCCUUCAUGCUAAUCAUAAUCUUGUAUAGUUGUUUUAAUAUAGAGUAAUCAUAAAUUCAUAAAAUAUUUACACUAUUUGGAAACAAAAGUUUAAAUAUUUUUAUUACUUGAUUCUUAAAUAACUAA
This is a messenger RNA of Trichogramma pretiosum, 2476 nucleotides long. Its product is annotated as zinc finger BED domain-containing protein 1-like. The transcript has 5 exons. Gene Ontology annotation, molecular function: protein dimerization activity; DNA binding. The coding region runs from base 127 to 2379 and encodes 750 amino acids. NCBI's taxonomy places the organism in Eukaryota, Metazoa, Arthropoda, Insecta, Hymenoptera, Trichogrammatidae. The record is from RefSeq and is a predicted model, not a curated record.